AUGGUACUAAGAAGUUUAUGGGAUUGGUUUGAUAAUUUAUUGUCAGAUGAUGGUCUAAGUCUUAUUCAUGAUUUUGACUUUUGCUUUAUUGCUCAAAAUUUGUUCAAGGAUCUAAAUGAAUAUUUCUCGAGAAAUAUUUAG
This is a messenger RNA of Acaulospora colombiana, 141 nucleotides long. NCBI's taxonomy places the organism in Eukaryota, Fungi, Glomeromycota, Glomeromycetes, Diversisporales, Acaulosporaceae. The record is from the annotation of a GenBank genome assembly.